AUGGCUGCACUUGACCGCACAAUCCCUUUCACUACCAAGCCUCGCGUCUUCAUCUUGACCGACAUCACCAACGAACCAGAUGAUGCAGAGUCGUUCUGUAGAUACCUGACCUACGCCAACCAGUUCCGAACAGAAGGUGUUGUUGCCUGUACAUCAACAUGGCUCCGUGACAGGGUGGCUCCGGAAAACCUCUAUCAAAUCAUCGACGGGUAUGCCCAGGUAGUUGACAACCUGAACGCUCACGUUCACCCGAGCCAUCCUUAUCCCUCAGCCGACUACUUCCGCGGCAUAGUCAAAUCUGGCCCUCCAGUCUACGGCAUGGCUGCUGUAGGUGACGAUGUUCCCCUUAGCGAAGGUGGAAAGCUGCUUCUCGAGAGCAUUGCCUCGCCAUCAGAAGCCCCCCUCUGGAUCCUCGUCUGGGGCGGCACAAAUGUGCUCGCCCAAGUCCUUCAUCACAUCCGCGACCGCCCGGAUGCCGCUUCCCUCCGCUCAAAACUUCGCGUCUACAGCAUUUCCGACCAGGACGACUCGGGCGCGUGGAUUCGCCAGCAGUGGCCCGAGAUCCUAUACAUUUGCUCCGUCCACGGCUGGAACCAGUAUGUCAAUGCCACAUGGACCGGCAUAUCUGCCCUUUGCGACCAGACUGGCCCCGACACAUCGCGCAUCACUGCUGAGUGGCUGAAGAAGAACAUUCAGAUCGGACCCUUGGGCGCAUGCUACCCCGACUUUGAAUACAUCAUUGAGGGCGAUACCCCAACCUUCCUCUAUCUCAUCCAAAAUGGCCUCGGAGUCCCAGAGGAACCCUACUUCGGUUCUUGGGGCGGUCGAUACCUACCCACUAAUGUUUCCGAGCACGGCAUUGCGAAGGGCCACUACGCGGACGUCUCCGACAAGGUCAUCGGUCAGGACGGCAAUGUAUACGUCAGCAACAAGGCUACCAUUUGGCGCUGGCGAGCCGCUUUUCAGGACGACUUUGCGGCGCGUAUGCAAUGGUCAUUGUCGCCCGAUUUCACAAAGGCGAAUCAUCAUCCUAUCAUCUCCAUCGACGGCGAUAUCGGUCUAGAGCCACUCCGUCUAGACGUCGCGGCCGGGAGCACCAUUACACUCGAUGCGUCAUCGACGUAUGAUCCUGACGGCGACACACUCACGUUUAAGUGGUUUCAGUACCGCGAGCCAAGUGCCACGCAGACGUACCACACAGUCGAGGUGUCUGAGCUUGAAAUUAAGCCGGUGAACGAGCAGCGCAGCAAGGUCGAGGUGACGAUAGCGCCGAGGGAGAAGUCGUGCGUGCUUUUCAGAGAGAAGAAACAGAUUGAGAGAGGGCUGCUGCUGCAUCUGAUUCUCGAGGUGACAGACAGUGGAACACCGGCAUUAACGAGCUAUCGCAGGGUGCUGCUACAGCCAUUUGAUAAGGAUUGGAAGAGCAUCUAG
This is a messenger RNA of Verticillium dahliae VdLs.17, 1431 nucleotides long. RefSeq names its product cellulose-binding protein. NCBI's taxonomy places the organism in Eukaryota, Fungi, Ascomycota, Sordariomycetes, Glomerellales, Plectosphaerellaceae. Gene Ontology annotation, molecular function: hydrolase activity, hydrolyzing N-glycosyl compounds. The coding region runs from base 1 to 1431 and encodes 476 amino acids. The transcript has a single exon. The record is from RefSeq and is a predicted model, not a curated record.